AUGAGUGCUGGGCGCGAGCCACGCCCCACGGUCUCGUUCGCGGCGCUGGCGACGUCCGAGGCGUUCGUAGGUGCGCUGUUACGCGACGUCAAUAUCCUAGUGCAUUCCUUUGCGCUCACAUGGUCAUGGCUCGACGGCCAAACGGCACAGCCCCCUGCGCCGCCGGUGCCCCUCCGGUGGGAGUACGGCGCGCUGCUGGUAUUCGAGCGCGUGUGGACGCGCAACCAGUGGCAGCAGCUUCCGAGCCUGUUUGGAAGUGAUCCGAGUACGCGCCGUGCAUUUUACGAGUCCACAGCCCGCGCCUUCCUUGAUACCAUUGCCCAGGCCGAAUCCGACGUCUCGCUCCUGCAUGCGGUCGGUGCGCUAAUGGGCCUAUACCUCUUGUGGUCGGGGCAGGGCACGCCGAUGGUAUGGCCGUCGAUCGGCGUCGACAAAGCCACUUUCUUGCAAGUGUUUGCCUUGCCGGAGCGCGCGCGGCGUGUCCUGGACACGGGCGUCGCGCCGGGGCACACGCCACCGUCGGCGGACGUGUGGUACACAGUGCAGGUGCUGCUGGGCCGUGCAAGCCGGACGCAGGGACCUGUGCUCGUGUUGCACGUACCGAAAGCGCCUACGCGCCUCGAGGCACAGACGACGCUCAUGCCACGGGGCGAGCGCGCAACGCGCCCUAGUACCCACGGCGAGGUAGGGCGCCGCAACGAGCUCGUACUGCGUUCCGAGACGAGCCACGCGCCGAGCCAGGAGCAGGUGCACGCCUCAAUCGUCGACAUGCUCGGCAUUCCACAUCCCCAGGCGCAGCCGGUCGGCAGCAGCCGCGCGACCGCGCAGUCGCUCGAUGCGCUGGUGCAGUCGCAAGGCGCGUACGUCGGUGCACGCAAUGCGCUGCGCGACGUGACCUCGGGCGUGCCUGGCCUUUAUGACGAACAAGACGCCAUGGCGUUUCCCACAUUCAUGUAG
This is a messenger RNA of Malassezia japonica, 957 nucleotides long. RefSeq lists its product as uncharacterized. The transcript has 3 exons. NCBI's taxonomy places the organism in Eukaryota, Fungi, Basidiomycota, Malasseziomycetes, Malasseziales, Malasseziaceae. The coding region runs from base 1 to 957 and encodes 318 amino acids. The record is from RefSeq and is a predicted model, not a curated record.